AACAGCCCACGGUAGAGUAGAGAUAGAGAUAGAGAUAGAGAUAGAGAUAGAGAUAGAGGCAGAGGUAGAGCUUGCAAUGGCGGCCGCCGCCUCCGAUCAACAACAGCAGCCGCCCCCCCGCAGCAACCGUUACGGCUUUGAGGAGUCCGGGUGGGUGGAGAAUAUCCGGCAGUCGCUCCGGAGGAGCAAGGAGGACGGCGACGGCAUCCCUGUGUCUGUGUUCGACGUGCCCAAACAGCUGCAGGUGCACAAGCCGGAGGCCUACGCCCCCCAGUUCAUCGCCCUCGGCCCCUACCACCACUGGCGCCCCGAGCUGUACGAGAUGGAGGGCUACAAGAUCGACGCCGCCCGCCGCGCGCUCACCACCCUCGGGCGCGGCGGCCUCGACGACCUGGUCUCUAAGCUGGCGCUCCACGAGUCCAAGGUCCGCGCCCACUACCACCGCUACCUCGACCUCGGCGGCGAGACGCUGUCGCUCAUGAUGCUCGUCGACGGCGCGUUCCUGCUCGAGUUCCUCGCGAUCCACCACGCCACACCCGCAUGCGUGGCUGAGCGACAGACACACAGGGUGCUCCCGCUCCCGGUGAGCAGUAGGAUGGCGCACCUCGCCGACGUGGGCGGGACCGGGAGGAAGUCCUCCGCGCACGGCCUCAUCCUCCGUGACUUGCUCAUGCUGGAGAACCAGAUCCCGCUCUUGGUCCUCCGAGAGAUCCUCGACGCGCAGCAGUCCGUCCACGAGUCGGAGUCCACCACGCGGCUCAAUGCCAUGGUCACUGGCCUCAUCAAGGAGGUCUGCCCCUUGAAGAUGAAGGGCAACUUCCCGUUCCCGGACAAGGAGAUCGACGUUGCCAACCACGCGCACCUGCUGGAGUUGCUUUACCACCUGCUCGUGCCCAAACCCUCAGCUAAAGCCGGCCACUUGGAGGUCGAGGUCGAGGAGCAGCCACCGGACGGCGACGGCCACGUCGAUGAGGACAUCGAGGAGCAGCGACCGGACGGCGGCGGCCAGGAGAAGGAGAGCAAGUACGUGAUGCAGCUGUUGGCCGUUAUGUGGCGCAUCGCGUCGAGGCUCAAGAGCGGCCGCCUGCGUCACGUGUUGAAGCCGAUGGUGUUUGCGGCCAAGGCGCCAUGGAAGAUGCUCACCGGCAUCUCGGCGUCCAAGGUGAACAUGCUCAUGCCCGCCGACGGCGACGGGAGCGAGGCGUCCGAGAUCACCAUCCCUUCGGUAUCCGAGCUGGUUAGCAGCGGCAUUCAGUUGGCGCCGACCAACGGCAUGCUGUCCACCAUCGCCUUCAACGGCAAGACAAGGACGCUCCAUCUACCGGCGGUGACCCUGGACUGCAACACGGAGGUGGUGCUCCGGAACCUGGUGGCCUACGAGUCAUCCGCCGCGUCGGGGCCGCUGGCCCUCACCCGGUACACGGAGCUGAUGAACGGCAUCGUGGACACGGGCGAGGACGUGGCGCUGCUCCGCAAGCGCGGCGUGUUGCUCAACCGCAUGAAGAGCGACGAGGAGGCGGCCAGGAUGUGGAACGGCAUGAGCCGGUCGGUGCACCACUCCAGGGUGCCGGAGUUGGACGCGGUGAUCGAGGACGUGAACCGAUACUACGACGGGCGGUGGCGCGUCAAGGCCAAGCGGUGCAUGCGCAAGUAUGUGCUCAGCUCCUAGAAGAUGCUCACCUUCCUCGCCACCCUCAGCAUGCUGCUGCUCACCACCUUGCAGGCCUUCUGCUCCGUCUACGCAUGCUCCCGCUGGGUCACUGACACCGUUGCCACCGUCACGCCGGCAGACUAGCUAAGCUAGAUCGCCCGCCGCAACUCUUCUGUAUCAGUAUCGUCGUCAUGCAUGCAUGUACCCACCCGUAGUAUCCAUAUCGAUCGUGCAACUGCUGUGCCUUGUCGUUCUAGUGCUUAUUUCAGUUUAAUUUGUAGAAAUAAUUCAUCAGCGUCAUGUAUAAUUAAUUAUCUUCUUUUUUCCCAUUUGGUUCUUAUUUGGAUUUGGUCGACAUAUAUUUUCCCAUGUAUAAUUAUUAAGAUCAGUGUGUUGCUCU
Hordeum vulgare subsp. vulgare (domesticated barley) is the source of this 2051-nucleotide messenger RNA. Its product is annotated as putative UPF0481 protein At3g02645. The transcript has a single exon. Lineage: Eukaryota; Viridiplantae; Streptophyta; Magnoliopsida; Poales; Poaceae. The coding region runs from base 77 to 1669 and encodes 530 amino acids. The record is from RefSeq and is a predicted model, not a curated record.